Messenger RNA from Eupeodes corollae, 444 nucleotides. Its product is annotated as 60S ribosomal protein L36. The record is from RefSeq and is a predicted model, not a curated record. Gene Ontology annotation, cellular component: cytosolic large ribosomal subunit; ribosome. Bases 32 to 379 code for a protein of 115 amino acids. Gene Ontology annotation, biological process: cytoplasmic translation. The transcript has a single exon. NCBI's taxonomy places the organism in Eukaryota, Metazoa, Arthropoda, Insecta, Diptera, Syrphidae. Gene Ontology annotation, molecular function: structural constituent of ribosome.
CCUUUUUCCGCCCAUUGACGUCUAGAGUACAAUGGCUGUUCGCUACGAACUUUGUAUUGGUCUCAACCGGGGACAUAAAACUACCAAAAUAAAGAAUGUUAAAUACACCGGUGACAAGAAAGUCAAGGGUCUUCGUGGUUCUCGCCUAAAGAACAUCCAAACACGUCACACCCGUUUCAUGAGGGAUCUUGUGAGGGAAGUGGUUGGCCAUGCUCCUUAUGAGAAGAGAACCAUGGAAUUGUUGAAGGUGUCCAAGGACAAGCGUGCUUUGAAAUUCUUGAAGCGACGAUUGGGAACACACAUUCGCGCCAAAAGGAAGCGUGAAGAACUUUCCAACAUCCUCACUCAAAUGAGGAAGACUCAAGCUCAUGCUAAGUAGUUUAUUUUCUAAGACCUGAGGUUGGAAAUAAAAUGAUGAUGGUGAAUAAUGAUGAUGAUAUACAA